GAGAAAAUUGAAUUUAUGACGUCACCAUAUUUGCGUGGGUGUGUGCGCGCACCUUCACGAAACCGUGACUCCCCCUCUCUCUCACUCUCUAUAUAUAAAGUCGUCUCAACUGCAAGUAGUUCACCGGUAAACAAGCAAACAUUAUGGUUAUGUAAAACAAUAUUGUGUAGUAUGAAUGGGGAAAGAAGGAAGAGAAAGGUGGAGGAUGAAGAAGACGAGGAGGAGAAGAUGGAGAAGUUUUUUGCUCUGAUCAAAAAUAUCCGAGAGGUGCGUGACCGAAUGAUGACCGGCGGCGGAGGCACCACGAAGAAGGCGGCGGCGGCGGCGGAGGACGACAAGAGGGUUGCAGUUUGGAAGCCGGCGUUCAUACCGGAGGAUUUCGUGGAGGAUUUUGGUGAUCUGUCUAAAGCUGGUAAGGCAGAAACCCUAGCAAUGAUGGCUGCAGGUCCUUCUAAGAAGAGCGAAGAUGAAAAAGAAGAAGAUAAAGGUGGUGGUGGUGGUGGCGGCGGCUUAGACCUCAACCUUUCCCUGUAAUGUUCAUAAUUAGUUUUGUUACUGACCAUCAUUAAGGCUGUACUGGUCCAUCACAGAUUUAUAAAUUCAAAAUGACAAAUUUCUGAAUUUAAUUUGAAAUAGGGAUCUAUUGCUUGAUCAUUUUCACAGAAA
Messenger RNA from Cornus florida, 666 nucleotides. RefSeq lists its product as uncharacterized. The record is from RefSeq and is a predicted model, not a curated record. The transcript has 2 exons. Bases 16 to 534 code for a protein of 172 amino acids. NCBI's taxonomy places the organism in Eukaryota, Viridiplantae, Streptophyta, Magnoliopsida, Cornales, Cornaceae. Gene Ontology annotation, biological process: regulation of systemic acquired resistance.